Molecule: messenger RNA, 1789 nt
Organism: Lates calcarifer (barramundi perch)
Lineage: Eukaryota; Metazoa; Chordata; Actinopteri; Centropomidae
Product: gap junction Cx32.7 protein
Exons: 3
Coding region: 1-981 (326 amino acids)
Biological process (GO): cell communication
Cellular component (GO): connexin complex
Source: RefSeq, a predicted model, not a curated record
AUGUCCCAUAAACAGAAAACAGGACAACUGGCGACUGAAAUGGGCGAAUGGGAUCUGCUGGGCCGCCUGCUGGACAAAGUGCAGAGCCACUCCACAGUGAUUGGCAAGGUCUGGCUGACCGUACUGUUUGUCUUCCGUAUCCUGGUCCUGCACGCCGGUGCUGAGAAGUCUCCUUCCUCUCAUCUUGUCCAGGUGUGGGGUGAUGAGCAAUCUGACUUUAUCUGCAACACUCAGCAGCCCGGCUGUGAGAACGUGUGCUACGACCUUGCGUUCCCCAUCUCUCACGUUCGUUUUUGGGUUCUUCAGAUCAUUGCUGUGGCGACUCCGAAGCUGCUUUAUCUUGGUCACGUCCUUCAUGUGAUCCACAUUGAGAAAAAGAUGAAGGAGAGGAUGAAGAAACAGGCAGAGCUGGAUGACAAAACAAGUCUGUUCCUUAGUAAGGCCUACAAGGUUCCCAAAUACACCAAGAGUAGUGGCAAGAUCAGCAUCCGUGGCCGCCUCCUUCGCAGUUAUGUCCUCCAUCUUGUGGCCAAGAUACUCCUGGAAGUUUUGUUCAUCGUGGGUCAAUACUUUCUUUACGGUUUCACCCUUGAGACCCGCUAUGUCUGCACCCGCUUCCCCUGCCCACACAAGGUGGACUGCUUCCUCUCCAGGCCUACAGAGAAAUCGGUCUUCAUCUGGUUCAUGCUGGUGGCAGCGUUUGUCUCCCUCUGCCUCAGUCUGGUUGAGCUGUUCUAUCUGUGCACCAAAGCUGUAAAGGAGUGCAUGGCGAGGAGGCAGGACUACACUGUAACCCCGGUGACACCUCCGCUUUCGGAAAGGAAAAAUUUUAAAAGUCGGGAUGAGAUUAUUCAGAACUGUGUCAACCUGGAGCUGGAGCUGCAAGGACAAAAGCUGGGGGUGAACGGGGUCAAAGGUGGGGUGAAAAGGGUUGUCAAGAGCGUAGCAUCUGAGAACAACAUGGGGGAGGUCCACAUCUGAAGCAUGGGGGCAGUGACUUGUUGUAGGUUGUUCCAGUAUUUGUGUGCUUUGGCUUUGGACAGGAGAGGUGUGUGUGUGUCUGUGUGUGUGCGGGGUCGGGGGUGUCAGCUUAUCUAAACAUGUCUCAGUCACAUGCAAAAUGUUGCUUAAAAUGACUUCAAGUGACAUAAUAUAAAUAGAACAAAUCAUGUUUUCUUGCCCAUCAUUUUAAAAUACUCUAGAUUACCUUUUUGAUUUGUGUAAAGUUAGAUUUUUUUAUUCAAUAAACCUCACAACUGUAACACAAUUGUCCUUUUCUUAUUGUGUUGUCAUGUUUUCACAGUAUAUUUUCUGAGAUGAUAAAAAGCAGUGUUGCCCUGCAGUAAUAAACAUAGUCUAUACUCUCAUUGCCUCAUUACAUUACAGUACAUUUACUUUACGGUUUUCAUAUUGAGAACAAGCUCAUCCAUCUGCACCUCUGCAGUUUUUUAUUUUUAAUUGGUCCAUUAAUCUAUUACACUGUAUAUAUAGAGCUACAGUUAACAUAAUGCAUACAAAGCAUUUAGUUAAUUGUGUACUGAGAGAAUAACUUUUAAUGCUGUUAAGCUGUCCAGCUAGUAAUAGGCUACUGCAAAUAUAUGGGCCUGCAGAACUUAUGUUUCAAAAUGUUUUGCUAACUUGCUGCCAUCAGCUAAAAGCCUGCGUUGUUCAUCAGAAAAAGCAGUAACAAGUAAAGUAAACAGGCUUUGAGUAAAGCUACAGCCUGGAGACAGGGUAAAUGGCUAGCCCGAAAAUAGCAAAAAUCCACCUACAGUAUCAGAAGCAUCUC